AUGGUCACUGAUUCCUAUGGAUUCUAUUGGAGGAUUUCCAGAAAAAAUGGUUGUGAUUUCAUUUUAGCUGUUGUUGAUCGUUUUACUAAACGUGCUCAUUUUAUUCCUACAUCAAAAUCAAUUACUGCUCAAGGUUGUACUCAAUUAUUUGUUAAAGAAAUAUUUAGACUUCAUGGUUUACCAGAUGAAAUAAUACAUGAUAAUGACGUUAGAUUUGCUACUCAUUUUUGGCAGGAUUUCUUUAGAGAACUUAAAGUUGAAUUACAUUUUACUUCAGUCUAUCAUCCACAAUCUGAUGGUCAAACAAAGCGGACUAAUAGAACUUUAAUUCCAUUAUUACGUGCUUUUGUUAAGAAAAUUGAUCAAAAUUUGUUAUUGAAAUUACAUAUUGUUGAAUAG
This is a messenger RNA of Lodderomyces pseudojiufengensis, 399 nucleotides long. RefSeq lists its product as uncharacterized. Lineage: Eukaryota; Fungi; Ascomycota; Pichiomycetes; Serinales; Debaryomycetaceae. Gene Ontology annotation, molecular function: nucleic acid binding. Gene Ontology annotation, biological process: DNA integration. The transcript has a single exon. The coding region runs from base 1 to 399 and encodes 132 amino acids. The record is from RefSeq and is a predicted model, not a curated record.